CUUCAUAAAACUUUUGAACUUGUAAUUAGCUAAUAUUAAAAGUAAUUAUUAUACAAUAAAAAUAUUGGGAAAUAAUACGGUCCCAUUACGGAACCGUAAUAUUAGAUCAUCAUGUAACCGUCAGGAACAGUUGAUCUAACGGUUACAAACUCCGACGGAAUAGUUCUGUAAUGGGACCGUAGCAUCUCCCAAAAAUAUUAUUACAUUUAGUUAAAAUGAAAUUACUUAAAUGAACAAAAAACAAAAAAGAGCAGAAAAAUUAUAAAUAACAUUAAUUUAAAGUACACAAUUAUAUACACAGAUUUAUUGCCACUACGAUGUCGUUUAGACAAUUUAGUCACUGCAACUGUCUUAAACCCUUCUUGCACCCAAAACCAUUCGAAACACUUCAAACGCAUUAUUAUGAGGUAAACAAACGAUUCUUAUAAUCAUUCUCAUAGUAAUAUUGUGGAAAAGAGAGAAAAAGAUGUCAUCUUUGAUAUUGCGAAGAUCAUGGAACAUUAGAUCACCUCACACCCGGACCCGUUUGUUCCUCCGUUUACUGUCAUCUUCAGCCGAUUCCCAAUUUCAAUGCGCCCCAGUUACCGGUCAUAGCCAGUCAGUUUCAGCUCCUGUUCAUGCAUCUUGGGCUAAGAAAAAUGACCGGUCAUUUUCGCAUUGUAAUGGCCACUGGAAUAUCUCCCGUGGGCUACGGUUCUUGAGCUCACAGGCUGCUGCUGCUGAGGCCGCAUCCACUUGUGAUGGGCUGACGGUGGAGGGGAUUAUUGCCAAUAAUUGGGUGAUUUAUGAUGAGAAUGAGAGUGAUUGGAAGAGUCACGCCUCCGCCAUUGCUCAGUCCAUUCACCUCAUCAAGAAACGCUUAAGAUGGAAAAAAUUAAUGCCAAAGUUGGAAUUACUCUCAGAACAGUUAGAUAAGCCAGACCUAUGGGAUGAUCCUGCACGCGCAGGAAUGAUAAGCCGCGAACAUGGUUCAAUUAUGGGCAAAAUGAAAGAGGUUAAUGCUUUCGAGCAAGAACUGUUGGAACAUAUUGAUAUGAUAAAGCUGGCUCGUGAAGAUAAUGAUGCAGAACUGGAAUCGGUGGGGGCCUCAAAAUUUUCUCUUUCUAGGCACGACUCAAUGAAAGCUCUUCUUGAACUGAGAAGGCGCAUCAAAGAAAAAGAGCUUGAAGCUUUGUUGGCUGGCGAGCAUGACUCUUGCUCUUGCUUCAUAGAGGUUCAAGCUGGAGCUGGUGGUACUGAGAGUAUGGACUGGGCUUCAAUGGUGAUGCAGAUGUACAAAAAGUGGGCCGAAGGUCGGGGCUUUGGAGUUACUGUUGUAGAUGAAAUGCCUGGCGAUAUUGCUGGAAUCAAGCGAGCCACUAUCAAAGUUGACGGGGAAUAUGCAUUUGGAUAUUCAAAAGCAGAAGUGGGUGCGCAUCGUUUAGUUCGUAUCUCGCCAUUUGACAGCAACAAGCGGAGGCACACAUCAUUUGCCUCUGUGGCUGUAAUCCCGAUUCUUGGGGAUGGAUUUUCUCGUGUUCAGAUAAACGAAUCUGAUCUAAAGAUUGAGAGGUUUCGAGCUGGGGGCGCCGGGGGUCAGCAUGUGAAUACCACCGAGAGUGCUGUGCGGAUCACUCACAUUCCCACUGGAGUAACCGCCACUUGUCAAAACGAGAGGUCACAGCAUCAGAACAAGGCGUCUGCCAUGGCCGUGCUUCAGUCUCGUUUGGACCAACUCGAAAUGCAACGGCAGGCCCAGAUAAACUCGGAGCAUACUCAGUCACUCACCGACAUAAAUUUUGGCAGCCAGAUACGAUCUUACGUGCUUCAUCCGUACAGAAUGGUGAAGGAUCAUAGAACUGACUAUGAGGUUUCAGAUCCUGAUGCCGUCCUUCAAGGUGAUAUUGACGGUUUCAUCUUGAGCUUUCUUUCUGUCUCCUUGGACAAAAACGAUGAAGAAGAUGUUUGAAUUCAUAGUGAAUAAUUUGCCUGGCAUCUUCAAGUUUGUCAGAAUCGUUUAUAAAGUUAUUAGGUGAACGCAUGAAAUUUGUGACAACAAGAUACAUUCUCUUUUUUUUUUUCUCUCUCUUUUUUUUUUCUUUUUUU
Striga asiatica is the source of this 2085-nucleotide messenger RNA. The record is from the annotation of a GenBank genome assembly. NCBI's taxonomy places the organism in Eukaryota, Viridiplantae, Streptophyta, Magnoliopsida, Lamiales, Orobanchaceae.